Coccinella septempunctata (seven-spotted ladybird) is the source of this 892-nucleotide messenger RNA. RefSeq names its product probable 39S ribosomal protein L24, mitochondrial (gene mRpL24). The transcript has 2 exons. Gene Ontology annotation, cellular component: ribosome; mitochondrion. Lineage: Eukaryota; Metazoa; Arthropoda; Insecta; Coleoptera; Coccinellidae. Gene Ontology annotation, molecular function: RNA binding; structural constituent of ribosome. The record is from RefSeq and is a predicted model, not a curated record. The coding region runs from base 93 to 842 and encodes 249 amino acids. Gene Ontology annotation, biological process: translation.
CCUAUAAAUAUCACAAACGUCAAGAGAAAAGUUCAGUAUUUUUUUAAUUCAGGAAUAAUUCUAGAGAAGCCCAUAUCCCAUAAAAAUCAGAAAUGAGGUUGUCUAGUGUUCUAUCCAAGGCGAAAAAUUGGUCGAAUCAAUAUUCGAAUCUCCCUGAAUCAUAUAUAAAACGUGCAACAGAACAAGUUUAUUGGAAAAAUCCUAAGGGACCACAAUACAAGCCAAACACAGAAAUUAAGAGGAAAAAAUUCAAUUACACAGUGGACCGUUCAUGGUCCUUGCAAUUUCAACAGGAAAAUGCUGCUGGAAAAUGUCACCCUAAGGUUUGGGUAGAACCACUGAAAGAAUGGAGUUAUUUCAGAGGUGAUCGUGUGGAAGUUUUAGAAGGAAAAGAUAAGGGAAAACAGGGAUUUGUAUCUACUAUUAUUCAGGAGAGGAACUGGGUGUUAGUCGAAGGACUGAAUUGUAAACUGGAAAAGAUGGGUACUAAAGAAAAUACUGUGUAUUAUCAAAAAGAACAACCCCUCUUGGUUACAACGCAAGUUGUACUAGUAGACCCUUCAGACUUAAAGCCUACGUCUUUUGAGUGGAGGUAUACAGAAGAAGGUGAAAAAGUGAGGGUUUCCACAAGAACUGGAAGAAUUAUUCCUAUUCCUGCAACAAAUGAAGAAACAAGGGAUUAUAAAAGUAAAUCCACCUACAAGGAACAACCCAAAGACACUCUUUCUGCUGAAGUGGACAAGAUAACCUUUGAGCCAAAGCUGUGCACAUUCGAAAUGGAAAUAAUGGAAAAAAUGGGAAUCAAAGAGGAUCGUGUACCUGCCAAGUCUUAUUGGUACUAAGUUAAUUAUAGUAUAAGUUGAAAAGAAAGAAUAAAAAUAAAAACAAUGUA